Messenger RNA from Ostertagia ostertagi, 393 nucleotides. The record is from the annotation of a GenBank genome assembly. Lineage: Eukaryota; Metazoa; Nematoda; Chromadorea; Rhabditida; Trichostrongylidae.
AUGACGAAAAGUUCACCGCUGCCGUCGGACGGCUGCAAAAGGCGGAGUCGACGAGUGGCUUUCAUUUUCUAUGAGCGGAUCUGGGACAAUCAGACUGCUGAUGUCGACUCUCCCACUACUCUUUGUCAUCGUCCUGCUCUCCCACUGUACGCCCGUGGCUGCACAACGCCGACUCUACUAUCUUGUGAUGAAGCCCUAUCUGCAAGCGCACAAGGGGGCAACGAGAUGCUUGGAAACAGCGAUGAUGGCACUUCAGCAGCUGGACUGCGUGUACCGAGACAGGACGAUUUGCAGUCAAUGGUCUCUCAAUUGCUCACCAGAGUCAACGAGAACAAUUCAGACGCAUUGCAAGUCCGUAAACAGAUGUUCUCGCGGAAAUUCUGGAAAAGAUAA